This is a messenger RNA of Nerophis ophidion (straightnose pipefish), 1550 nucleotides long. RefSeq lists its product as uncharacterized. The annotation marks the transcript as partial. Gene Ontology annotation, molecular function: catalytic activity. NCBI's taxonomy places the organism in Eukaryota, Metazoa, Chordata, Actinopteri, Syngnathiformes, Syngnathidae. The record is from RefSeq and is a predicted model, not a curated record. The transcript has a single exon.
CAGAGCCUGCUAGCCUGGGUAUGGAGUCAGUUAAGUUAGAACUAGCCAGCGCCAGGCUGGAUGAUCCCUGUACACAUAGCAAUUUUCGUAGAAUAAUACACAACUCACAAAAUGUUUUUUCUACUGUGUCUAUGACUACGUCAGAGUUAGACAUGCGUUCUACUGAGGUGGCAAAUUAUGAUGCGUUCAGUUUAUCGCAGCGCCAAGUAGACAAUCUGAAAAUUCCCGUCAUAUCAAUUCCUAGAUAUGGUCGUAAUUAUUUUAAGUACACUGCGCAUAAUAAACGCAACAUUAUUAAUAUUGCUACUACGGAUAAUUUUAUCAACAAUUCCUUAAAACAGCCCACUACCUAUAAUAUGGGCUUUCUAAACAUCAGAUCUUUGUCUCCCAAAACGUUAUUAGUCAAUGAGGUCAUUAGAGACAACAACCUUAACGUCAUCGGUCUUAGCGAAACCUGGCUUAAACCAGACGACUUUUUUGCGAUAAAUGAGGCAUCCCCUCCUAACUAUACGAAUGCGCAUAUUGCCCGUCACCUCAAAAGGGGAGGGGGUGUCGCACUAAUAUACAACGAAAACUUUAACUUUAGUCCUAACUUAAAUAAUAAAUAUAAAUCGUUUGAGGUGCUUUCUAUGAAGUCUGCCACACCUCUGCCUCUGUGCCUGGCCGUUAUCUACCGCCCCCCGGGGCCCUAUUCGGACUUUAUUAGUGAAUUCUCAGAGUUUGUUGCUGAUCUAGUGACACACGCCGAUAAUAUAAUUAUAAUGGGGGACUUUAAUAUCCAUAUGAAUACCCCAUUGGACCCACCGUGCGUGGCGCUCCAGACUAUAAUUGAUAGCUGUGGUCUUACACAAAUAAUAAAUGAACCGACGCAUCGCAGCGGUAAUACGAUAGACCUAGUGCUUGUCAGAGGUAUCACCGUUUCCAAAGUUAUGAUACUCCCGUAUACUAAAGUAAUGUCCGAUCAUUACCUUAUAAAAUUCGAAGUUCAGACUCAUGUUCGGCAAGCUAAUAAUAUUAAUAACUGCUAUAGCAGCCGCAACAUUAAUGCUGCCACAACGACGACUCUUGCGGACCUACUGCCCUCGGUAAUGGCACCGUUCCCAAAGUAUGUGGGCUCUAUUGAUAACCUCACUAACAACUUUAACAACGCCCUGCGCGAAACCAUUGAUAGUAUAGCACCGCUGAAGUUAAAAAAGGCUCCAAAAAGGCGUACGCCAUGGUUUACUGAAGAAACUAGAGCUCAGAAAUUAUUAUGUAGAAAGCUGGAACGCAAAUGGCGCACGACUAAACUUGAGGUGCACCAUCAAGCAUGGAGUGAUAGUUUAAUAACUUAUAAACGCAUGCUUACCUUAGCUAAAACUAAUUAUUACUCAAAUCUCAUCCGCAUUAAUAAAAACGAUCCAAAAUUUUUGUUUAGUACAGUAGCAUCGCUAACCCGACAAGGGACUCCUUCCAGUAGCUCCACCCAUUCGGCAGAUGACUUUAUGAAGUUUUUUAAUAAGAAAAUUGAACUUAUUAGAAAGGAGAUUAAAGACAAUGCGUCCCAGCUA